Molecule: messenger RNA, 1530 nt
Organism: Exophiala bonariae
Lineage: Eukaryota; Fungi; Ascomycota; Eurotiomycetes; Chaetothyriales; Herpotrichiellaceae
Exons: 3
Coding region: 1-1530 (509 amino acids)
Molecular function (GO): protein binding
Source: RefSeq, a predicted model, not a curated record
AUGGAGGGUUUGCCAGCCUGGCAGUUCCAAAAGCCUAACGAUGGGAAAGCCAAGUUCCAGAUCACGAACCAUGGCGGCCUGUUUAUCUCAGCGGAUCAAAAGAAGCUUUGGUACCAGGGUGGCCAUUUCUAUAAUGCUGCUGGCUGGAAUGAGAGCUUGUAUCAUGUCGAUAAACCCGAUAUCCCGGAAUGGCAACUGUGGGAGCUAGACCUUACAAAUCACCUUCAGAAACCGAAUGGAUGGCUCGAUGUCACGAAUGGCGUCGCUGGACAUGAAAAUGUAAAUCGUACCUUCGCUGGCGCUAGUGUGUCAGUGCCAGGCAUAGGUAAGAGCUUCUGGAUUGGCGGGGCAUCAACACCACGUACAUCCAGAACAACCCCAAUCGACAGAUUUGAGACCACCUCACAGAUGCUUAUCUUCGACGAAACCAGAAGAGAGAUUUCAUCCUCGAAUUACUCGGGUUCGUGGUCAGACAGUGGAGACUAUGGCUACUAUCACGGCAAGCUUCUUCACCUUCCCAUCGGCUCUGGUGCUGGCUAUCUACUAUCUCUGAUGUCUCUUGCUGCACCUGCCUACGAAUCAUGGGUGGAUCCCGAUGGUGACGGUGGCAGUCGCGAGGAUAUUGUGCCCCCUGUGACAAACGUAUCAUGGAAAACGAUUCCUCUCUACGACCUGCAACAAGAAAGAUGGAUUACUCAAGAAACGUCGUAUUUUGAAGAAGAGCUGCCGGAGCCACGGACUCGUUUCUGUGCAGCCCUAUUCCACAACGAACUAAACUGCACGUGGGAUCUUUGGGUGCAUGGCGGGCAGCGUCCAACUGAAGAUGAGACCGCCACUACAGCCAUCUACGUAUUGUCUAUGCCGAGCUUUACUUGGAAACGGGUGGUGCCGCUUUUCCCCGAGUUGAACGAGCUUCGGAGCCAUACCUGUCAUGCGGUGGGAGACCAGUUGCUCAUCGUAGGGGGUUACCCAACUGGACAGACCGUGCUACGGGAGACAUCCAUUGAUGAUCAGUAUAUCAAAGUACUGAGAAUCGGGGAUAGCUUGACCUGGACCGAUACCUACCAGCCAGAAACGACGUAUCAAACGCCUGAUGACGUUCAGCGAGCAGCAACAGGUCAGGAACCGUUUUAUCCUUGGGCGGACGACAGACUGAGGGAAGCAUUUGAAUGCAAACAACCACCGGAUCCGCAUCCGCCCCCAUUGCCGGUGGCAGCCAUCGCUGGAGGUGUUGUCGGUGGCGUAUUCGGUGUAUUUGUUGUAUUCGUAGCCCUGUGGGUCUUGAGAAGGCACCGGCGAGCCAAGAAGGCCCAUGGUGCAGCCAAACUGGAGGGGAAUGAUCCCCGAUCGCCGCUGUAUGGUCAGCCUGAAGCGAUCAAGGAUGGGAACUUACAGCCCGCGGCCACAGUGGUGCAAACAAGAGCAUCACCUGCUCGGGAUACGCCUGACGAUGGUAGCGGACAGAGAGAGCAUGAAUUAGAAGGAUCGACACCUGACGAGCAUGUGGCCAUGAGACAACGGAGUAUCUAA